GAGUUCACUAUAAGGAAGGUAACAACAACAAGAACAACAACUUUGCUCUUUGUUUGCUUUCAGGCUUGGAGUGAGUUAAGGACCCGGAAGUCGAGGUGAGGUGCGAGACUCUACACUUUUCCUACUUCUACGUUUGCCCUGCGCAGGCGCAGGGCGCACCACGUGACCGGAAGUGAGCCGCUCGCAUCGGAAGCAUGUGUCUCAGGGUCCGGUGAAGCAAACAGAGCCGGCCGGGGCGACAAAAUGGCGGCAAGGGCGGCGGCGUCGAGCUCCUCGACGACUUUCAAAUCCAACUACGCCGUGUUCAGGAAAAUCGAGCCUUUCUACAAAGGAGGACGGAUUCAGGUAAGCCAAGAUGGAGAAUACAUGUUCUGCGCCUGUGGCAGCAAAGUCAACAUCGUCGACAUAUCAACUGGAGAUGUCGUUCGCAGUCUCGAACAGGAGGAUGAAACAGACAUUACCACAUUUGCCCUCAGCAAUGAUGAUGAAAUCCUUGUGACAGGAAGCCAAGCGCUGCUGCUGAAGCAGUGGGACUGGCUGGGGAACAAAUGCAUCCGCACGUGGAAAGCCAUACAUACAGCACCUGUAGCCAGCAUGGUCUUUGACUCAACCUCCACAUUGUUAGCCACAGGUGGCUGUGACAGCACCAUCAAGAUCUGGGACAUUCUUGGACAGUACUGCACUCACAACCUGAAGGGCUCCUCAGGCGUUGUCCAUCUUGUUAUGUUCCACCCAGACAUCUCUCAGCUCCAGCUUUUCUCCUCCUCCAUGGACAACAUCAUUCGAAUUUGGGACCUGAACUCCAGCCAGUGCGUUGCCCAACUGGAAAACCACUACAGCCCGGUUACUUCUCUGGUCUUUUCUCCUGACAGUGAGACGCUCAUUAGUGCUGGCCGAGAUAAGAUCUGCACUGUGUGGGACCUGAAUAAGAAUGAACCAAAAGGCACCAUCCCAGUCUAUGAGAGCAUCGAAUCUGUGGUGCUGUUACCAGAAGGAGGAGAUUUCUCAAACUUGGGUGUGAAGAAAUCCACCACUCACUUUCUCACUGCAGGCAGCAAAGGGAUCCUCCGGGUGUGGGAUGCUGCCUCGGCCACUUGUGUCCACAGCCAGUCCCUGCCCCACCUUCCUGCCCAGUCCAAAGAGGAGGAGGCUGGAGAACACAGCCUUGUGCAUUGCGUACUGGUGCCCGUGAAAAGUGAGGUUGUCGCUGUGAACGCUGAACAUAACAUCAGCAUGUACAGUGCAGAGACGCUUGAGCUCAAGAAGCAGUUUUCAGGUUACAAUGGAGAGGUGUUGGAUGUCAGGUUCCUGGGCCCCAAGGACUCCCAUAUUGUGGUGGCCACCAACAGUCCCCAGCUGAAAGUGUUUGAGCUGUCUUCCUCACAUUGCCAGGUCCUGUAUGGUCACACAGACACUGUCCUGGGCUUGGAUGUCUUCCGAAAGGGGAGGAUGUUUGCUAGCUGUGCAAAGGAUAAAAGUGUCCGAAUUUGGCUGAUGUCAGAAGAUGGCAAGGUUUACUGCAUAGCCCAGGGAUUGGGCCACGCGAACGUAGUCGGUGCACUCUCUUGCUCCAGAAUGAAAGAGACCUUUGUGGUCACAGCCAGCCAAGAUCACACGAUCAAAGUGUGGCAUCUGCCUGAGUCCCUGCCUGUCAAGAAGAAAGAGUCCGAACUGGAAAUCCUUGUGGCGCAGGUGACGGUGAAGGCUCACGACAAGGAUAUCAACACUGUGGCCGUUUCUCCAAAUGACAAGCUCAUUGCCACAGGAUCCCAGGACAAGACUGCCAAGCUGUGGAGCUGUAAGGAUUGUGGGUUGUUGGGAGUCUUUUCUGGACACAAGCGAGGCAUCUGGUGUGUGCAGUUCUCCCCUGUGGACCAGAUCUUGGCCACCUCUUCAGCGGAUGGCACAAUAAAACUCUGGGAUCUGCAGGACUUCAGCUGUUUGAAGACAUUUGAAGGGCAUGAUGCUUCUGUCUUAAAGAUCAUCUUUGUGAGCCGAGGUGGACAAGUGGUUAGCAGUGGCGCUGACGGUCUCCUGAAACUCUGGACAAUUAAAACUAAUGAGUGCGUGAAGACUUUGGACGGCCAUGACGGCAAAGUGUGGGGCCUGGAUGCUAACAAGAAAGACAACUUAGUGGUGACAGGCUCCAGCGAUUCCCGGGUUUUGCUAUGGAAGGAUGUCACCCAAAUCGAGCUUGAAGAGAAGCAAGCGAAGGAGGAAGAGGAGAUCCUGAAAGAACAGGAGCUGUCUAAUUUGCUGCAUGAGAAGAAAUUCCUGAAAGCCCUGGGCUUGGCUAUCUCCUUGGACCGACCUCACACUGUGUUGAACGUUAUCAAGGCCAUUCUUAAGGAGAACAAUGGAAGAGAUGAUCUGGCGAAGAACAUAGCCAAACUGCGGAAAGACCAGAAAGAGGCCUUGCUGAAGUUCUCAGUCACUUGGAACACAAAUUCUCGGAACUGCCAUGAAGCUCAGGCAGUGCUGGAGACCCUCCUCAAGCAAGAAACUCCAGAAUGUCUCUUGCAGUAUGAAGGGAUUAAGGGAGCAGUGGAGUCUCUUCUGCCGUAUACAGAGCGCCACUUCCAGCGGCUGAGCCGGUUACUGCAAGCCUCCAUGUUCCUCGAUUUCAUGUGGCAAAACAUGAGGCUGCCAGAUACUUCUCAACAGGAUGAGGAGAUGGAGACAUGACCCCAAAGGGAUGCAAGUGGCUAUUGCAGCCAAAGAAUCUGGAACUCAUUUUCCACCCUCAGUUCCUUUGCCAAGCAGGAACACAGGUUGGCAUUCUUACCAGAGCUGGAUUUCAAAAUAUUUGUAUAAUAAAUAAGGUUUUUAUUUUUUUUAUAUUUA
Molecule: messenger RNA, 2844 nt
Organism: Sceloporus undulatus (fence lizard)
Lineage: Eukaryota; Metazoa; Chordata; Lepidosauria; Squamata; Phrynosomatidae
Gene: TBL3
Product: transducin beta like 3
Exons: 22
Coding region: 244-2685 (813 amino acids)
Biological process (GO): endonucleolytic cleavage to generate mature 5'-end of SSU-rRNA from (SSU-rRNA, 5.8S rRNA, LSU-rRNA); endonucleolytic cleavage in 5'-ETS of tricistronic rRNA transcript (SSU-rRNA, 5.8S rRNA, LSU-rRNA)
Cellular component (GO): nucleolus; 90S preribosome; small-subunit processome
Molecular function (GO): protein binding; U3 snoRNA binding
Source: RefSeq, a predicted model, not a curated record